AUGCACCAAGGGGCGCCCGGACCGGGCCUCAGGGACCUGAAGGGGGUCCAGAGCCCUGCCAGAGAUUUGGAGGUCUCUUGCCUGGAGGCUGCGCGGGACUUUGGGGUGCUGAGGGAGAAGGGCGGCCCCCGCGGCCUGCAUGAGGCAGAGGGGGUUGCAGGAGGCAGAAAACGGGCCCGGCCGGUGCGAUCCAAGGCGCGGCGCAUUGCGGCCAAUGUGCGGGAGCGCAAGCGCAUCCUGGACUACAAUGAGGCUUUUAACGCGCUGCGCCGGGCGCUGCGGCACGACCUGGGGGGCAAGAGGCUGUCCAAGAUCGCCACGCUGCCGCCGCGCUGCGCCUCGUGCUCCCCGCACGCGCACCUGGAACGGCUCAGGGCGGCGGCCGAGACGCUGGGCUCGUCCCAGACCUCUGCGGGGAGCUGGCGCCGAUGUCCAGCGGCUCCUUCCGCGGUGCCUCUUUGGUCGAGGAGCUGUGUGCGCGCGGGCCCAGGCCUGGGCUACCCGCACCUCUGA
This is a messenger RNA of Condylura cristata (star-nosed mole), 513 nucleotides long. It is a transcript of the gene BHLHA9, whose product is annotated as basic helix-loop-helix family, member a9. The record is from RefSeq and is a predicted model, not a curated record. Gene Ontology annotation, biological process: developmental process; regulation of transcription by RNA polymerase II. Gene Ontology annotation, molecular function: RNA polymerase II transcription regulatory region sequence-specific DNA binding; DNA-binding transcription factor activity, RNA polymerase II-specific; protein dimerization activity. Bases 1 to 513 code for a protein of 170 amino acids. The transcript has 2 exons. Lineage: Eukaryota; Metazoa; Chordata; Mammalia; Eulipotyphla; Talpidae.